GGCCUCCGCCCGUCUCUGCGCCCCGGGACUGGGAGCGGGGGCAGCCGAGGCGCGCCGGGAGGGGGCUGGCGGAGGCAGCGCGGUCGGGCCGCUUCAGGUUUCGUCCUGGAGCCGGUGGCGGGCGCGGCGGCGGGCGGGCCUGGCCAUGUGAUGCGGCGGCCCGGAGGUGAGCAGGCGGUGAUCCAGUGGCAGCCGGCAGGCGCGGAGCGAGCGGGGGCGGCCGGAGCUGCAGGCGCAGCGGGCAGGCUCCGGGAGCGCGCCCGCGGCUCCGCCCCCUCCGCCUUGGCCCCAGCCUUGCGGCCGCCGGGCGUUGGCAGCUUCGGCGAGAGCCUUCCCGGCCCUGGGCGGCGGCGGCGGCAGCGGACCUGGGCGCGUUCCAGACGCCCUCGGGCAGGGCGCGGGGCGCAGCGCCUCGCUGGGGUUCCGGAGGCAGUGGGGGCCCUAGCUCCAGGUGAAUUAAUGAAACUUUCUGGGGUUCUUCUGACCUUUACCCUGCGUGGUGAAAUCUCUUUGGGGGGAUUGUUUUUGGUACCAAGCUACUGUGAACUGGCAGAGUGGAAUGACUCAGAUGCAGAAGCCAUGGAGUUGAGCUGCGACGAAGUACCUCUUUAUGGGCAGAAGACCGUCCAUGCAAAGUUCGGCAAAAAUGUGUAUCUUCCUAAAGAUGCCGAGUUUUACUUUAUUUACAAUGGAUCUCAUCAGAGACACAUCGUGAUUGCCGAACGCGCUGAGGAUAAUGUUCUCCGGUCUAGCAUUCCAGGCCAUGGGCUUCAGGAGACGGUGACGGUGUCUGUGUGCCUCUGCUCAGAAGGUUACUCCCCAGUGACCAUGGGCUCCGGCUCAGUGACUUACGUGGACACCAUGGCUUGCCGGCUGGCUCGUUUGCUGGUCACCCAAGCUGAUCGCCUCACAGCUGAUAGUCAUCAGACCUUGCUGACUCCAUUUGCCCUGACGGUGGGAGCCCUGCCUGCCCUGGACGAAGAGUUCGUGCUGGCUCUGACCCAUCUGGAGUUGCCUCUUGAGUGGACGGUGUUGGGAAUUUCUUCACUUGAAGUUUCUUUAUGCAGAGAGUCUCUUCUACACCUGGCUAUGAGAUGGGGCCUACCUAAGCUCUCUCAUUUCCUCUUGUGCCUCCCUGGGGGAGUUCAGGCUUUGUCUUUACCCAACGAAGAAGGUGCCACACCAUUAGACUUAGCUUUGCAAGCUGGACACUCCAAGCUGGUUGAAGACAUCACAAAUUUCCAGGGCAGACGUUCCCCAGGCUUCUCCAGAGUGCAGCUCAGUGAACAAGCUUUCCUGCAGUAUCUUCACUCAUCAGAGACUUUGACCCUGACACUGAACCACACAGCCGAGCAUUUGUUGGAGGCAGAUAUUAAACUCUUCAGGAAAUACUUCUGGGACAGAGCCUUUCUCCUCAAGACUCUUGAAGAUCAAGAAGCCAGGCCAGAGGAAAGACGAGACAAACCAUCCAGUGCUGCAGAAACUGAAGAAGGGAUUAAGAAUUCGGCAACCAGCAGAUCAUCACCUGAAAAGGAGAAUGUAAAGCACAUGGAAAACCUGGUGGUUCAACCAAAUGAACACGGAGACCGGGACCAUCUAGAUUCAGAUCACUCUUCUGAUGUCUUCAAAAAAUCCAAGCAUUCCCCAACAUUCUUUGCAGCAGGCCGGCUCUCUGAGGUGCUGAAUGGUGGCGAUGAAGUUUACGCUAAUUGUAUGGUGACAGAUCAGGUUGGUGAUUUGGAUAUUAACUAUGUUAAUAUAGAAGGAAUCAUGACAGACAUGUGCCCUGAAUCCAUGGGUUCUACUCUGGGGCCUCAGAACUGCAAGCAUAUCCUUGAUGCUGAAAACAGCCAUGGAAAAUGCCCACUAAAUGAGAACAAGGAAGUGACCUCAAAUACUGAAGCUCAGCAGUCCUUCCCAUCACCAUCUAGUUCAUAUGCUUCCAAGUAUAAUCUUUCCUUUGGUCAUCGUGGAUUUGAAAAGGAACAAAGUCAUCUGAAGAAAAGAAGUUCUAGCCUCGAUGCCCUGGACGCCAACAGUGAAGGGGAAGGGCGCUCUGAGCCAGCACGCAUUUGCUACACUCCAGUGUCUCAGAGCUCCUCCAGAACUGGAAUUCCUAGUGGGGAUGAGCUGGACUCUUUUGAGACCACCACGGAACCAGAUUUCAGUAUCUCCAGGACAGAGUCGCUUUCUUUAUCAAGUAACCUGCUGUUGAAGGAAUCCUUGCUUUCUGGAGUCCGCUCACGUUCUUACUCCUGCUCAUCACCCAAAAUUUCUUUAGGAAAAACUCGGUUGGUGCGUGAUUUUACAGUGUGCAGUUCUAGUGAAGAGCAAAGAGCUUACAGCCUACCGGAGCCACCAAGAGAAAAAAGAAUUCAGGAAGAAGAAUGGGAUAAAUACAUUAUACCUGCUAAGUCAGAGUCUGAAAAAUACAAAGUGAGCCGAACAUUCAGCUUCCUCAUGAAUAGGAUGACAAGCCCUCGGAAUAAAUCUAAGACAAAAAGCAAGGAUGCCAAAGACAAAGAGAAGCUGAGCCGACAUCAGUUUGUCCCUGGAACAUUCUCUGGGGUUCUACAGUGUUCGGUUUGUGACAAAACGCUCCUGGGGAAGGAGUCAUUCCAGUGUUCCAACUGUAAUGCAAAUGUACACAAGGGUUGUAAAGAUGCUGCCCCUCCGUGUACCAAGAAAUUCCAAGAGAAAUACAAGAACAAACCGCAGACCAUCCUUGGAAACUCUUCCUUUCGUGACAUCCCGCAACCUGGUCUCUCCUUGCACCCUUCUUCUUCCAUGCCUAUCGGAUUGCCCACCAGGAGGAAAGAAGCUUCAGCACAGGCCCAUCCAUUGUCUAGAAGUGUUCCAGGCACUACCUUGGAAAGCUUCAGAAGGUCGGGGCCCUCCCUGGAAUCUGAGAGUGACGGGAACACCUGGAGAAGCAGGUCUCAUUCUGAUGAGCUGCUACAGUCCAUGGGCUCUUCUCCCUCCACAGAGUCCUUCCUAAUGGAAGAUGUUGUGGAUUCUUCUCUGUGGAGUGACCUCAGCAGUGACGCCCAGGAGUUGGAAGCAGAGUCUUGGAGUCUGGUGGUGGACCCCUCAUUUUGCAGUAAGCAGGAGAAAGAUGUCAUUAAAAGACAGGAUGUCAUUUUCGAACUGAUGCAAACAGAGAUGCAUCAUAUCCAGACCCUGCUCAUCAUGUCUGAGAUCUUCAGGAAAGGAAUGAAGGAGGAGCUGCAGCUUGAUCACAGCACCGUGGAUAAAAUCUUCCCCUGCUUAGAUGAGUUACUGGAAAUCCAUAGGCAUUUCUUUUAUAGCAUGAAGGAGCGAAGGCAGGAGUCCUGUGCUGGUGAUGACAGGAAUUUCAUCAUCAACCGAAUUGGAGAUAUUCUAGUACAGCAGUUUUCAGAAGAAAAUGCAAAUCAAAUGAAGAAAAUAUAUGGAGAAUUCUGUAGCCAUCACAAAGAAGCUGUCAGCCUCUUUAAAGAACUCCAACAAAAUAAAAAGUUUCAGAAUUUUAUUAAGCUUCGAAAUAGUAAUCUUCUGGCUCGACGCCGAGGAAUCCCAGAAUGCAUUCUGCUAGUCACUCAGCGCAUCACAAAGUACCCAGUCCUCGUGGAAAGGAUUUUGCAGUACACAAAGGAAAGAAGUGAAGAACAUAAAGACUUGUGCAAAGCUCUGGGCUUAAUUAAAGACAUGAUUGCGUCAGUGGAUUUAAAAGUCAGCGAGUAUGAGAAAAACCAAAAAUGGCUGGAGAUCCUAAAUAAGAUCGAAAACAAAACCUACACAAAGCUCAAAAACGGCAAUGUGUUUAGGAAGCAAGCACUGAUAAGUAAAGAAAGGACUCUCUUACAUGAAGGCCUUGUUUACUGGAAAACUGCGACAGGUCGAUUCAAAGAUAUCCUGGCUCUACUUCUAACUGAUGUGCUGCUCUUUUUACAAGAAAAAGACCAGAAAUACAUCUUUGCAGCUGUUGACCAGAAGCCAUCGGUUAUUUCCCUUCAGAAGCUUAUUGCUAGAGAAGUUGCGAAUGAGGAAAGAGGCAUGUUUCUAAUCAGUGCCUCCUCCGCUGGUCCUGAGAUGUACGAAAUUCACACCAACUCCAAGGAGGAACGAAAUAACUGGAUGAGACGAAUCCAACAGGCAGUAGAGAGUUGCCCAGAAGAAGAAGGGGGAAGGACAAGUGAAUCUGAUGAAGAGAGGCGGAAAGCUGAAGCAAGAGUGGCCAAAAUUCAGCAAUGUCAAGAAAUACUCAGUAACCAAGACCAACAAAUUUGCACAUGUUUGGAGGAGAAGCUGCAUAUCUAUGCUGAACUUGGAGAAUUGAGUGGAUUGGAGGAUGUCCAUCUAGAGCCCCACCUCCUCAUUAAACCUGAUCCAGGAGAUCCUCCCCAGGCAGCCUCAUUACUAGCAGCAGCGCUGAAAGAGGCUGAGAGCCUCCAAGUUGCAGUGAAGGCCUCACAAGCGGGCGAUGCCUGUCAGUCAUCCGAGGAAGGUUCUGGAGAAUCUUCCUUGACGGAUACUCAGAGUCCCCCCGAAGAGCCAGGAUCAUCUCCAGCUUCACUAGUCACAGAAGGGACAGGAGGAAGAGGCUGUUGGGAUGUGGAUCCUGGCACCCAGGGUUUGGGAACCGACUUGGCAGUCUCUGAUGCAGGGGAGAAGGUGGAAUAUAGAAGUUUCCCCGUUUCUUCACAGUCAGAGAUUAUACAAGCGAUACAGAACUUAACCCGUCUCCUCUAUAGCCUUCAGGCCGCCUUGACCAUCCAGGACAGCCACAUCCAGGUCCACAGGCUGCUCCUCCAGCAGCAGGAGAGCCUCUCCCCUGGCCCGUCCUUCCGAGGGAGCCCCUUCCAGGACCAGGAGAAGUACCGCAACCUAGAGAAGCAGCGGGAAGAGCUAGCCAACAUCCACAAGCUGCAGUCCCAGUUCCAGCAGGACCAGCGGCGCUGGCACCGCCAGUGUGACCAGCAGCAGCGGGAGCAGGAGGCCAAGGCCAGCCGGCUGCAGGAGCGCGAGAGGGAGUGCUGGUCACAGGAGGAGCUGUUGCUCAGGACCCGCGGGGAGCUGGACCAGCAGCUCCAGGAGUACCAACAGAACCUGGAGCGGCUGAGGGAGGGCCAGCGCCUGGUGGAGAGGGAGAGGGAGAGGAUGCGGGCCCAGCAGAGCCUGCUGUGUGGUUGGAAACACGGGCGGCAGAGUAGCCUUCCCGCGGCGUUUUCUCCGGGAAGCACAGAGGUAAUGGAACUUAAUCGAUCCGAGAGUUUGUGUCAUGAAAAUUCAUUCUUCAUUAAUGAAGCUUUAGUACAAGUGUCACUUAACACUUACAACCAAUCGACUCUAGCAGGUGUCCAUCAGGAUGCCACUUAUCCCCAGAAUAUAGCUAAUUCUGAUUUGGUAAGGACUAGUGAAAAUCAAGUAGACCUCCAGUUGGACGUUUCUCAGCCCUUGGAUGUCAACCAUGAACUAUGGACAGCCGCUGGGUCCUGUCAUCAGAUAUCCCCUCUCCACCCAAGCAGCAAGGAUUCUUGUAAAAAUGGCUCCAGUGUGAAAAAGUGCAGUUGUGCACUGAUGUCUCUCUGGGGACUGCAGACUAGAAUCGCAUCCCCCUGGAAGGAAGAAUAUUUGGAUAACUCUCAGACUGAGUUCCCAACCCCCCAUGACUCCAAUCCACCUGGCUCUCAGCUGCAGACGUUUGUGGCAGAAGCAAAGCUAAAUCUACAGACACUGACCAGACAAGAUGGGGAAACUGGAGAUGGAGCUGAAGAAAAUAUUGUUUACCUCUAAUUGUGUUGUCAUAAUUUUUCCAGACAAAACCAAACCCUGGCAUUGUGUGGAGAAUUUUUUUUUUUUUCCUGAUGUUCAUGUGACUGUGUCCAAAUUGCUUUAAGAGUAAUAUUUAAUAUUUCCUGCAAGUUCAUUUUUUUGGGCAUGAGUCCAAUUAAAUUAUUAAAC
Lutra lutra (Eurasian river otter) is the source of this 5943-nucleotide messenger RNA. RefSeq names its product Rho guanine nucleotide exchange factor 28 (gene ARHGEF28). The coding region runs from base 151 to 5775 and encodes 1874 amino acids. Gene Ontology annotation, molecular function: guanyl-nucleotide exchange factor activity. The transcript is spliced from 38 exons. Lineage: Eukaryota; Metazoa; Chordata; Mammalia; Carnivora; Mustelidae. The record is from RefSeq and is a predicted model, not a curated record. Gene Ontology annotation, biological process: cell morphogenesis; regulation of Rho protein signal transduction.